GGCGAGCGCGGGGGGUGGCCAGGCGAGGCACCAUGUCCGGGCGGCCGAGAACCACCUCCUUUGCGGAAAGCUGCAAGCCGGUGCAGCAGCCCUCGGCCUUUGGCAGCAUGAAAGUUAGCCGAGACAAAGAUGGCAGCAAAGUGACCACAGUGGUAGCAACUCCUGGGCAGGGUCCAGACAGGCCUCAAGAAGUUAGUUACACAGACACCAAAGUGAUUGGAAAUGGAUCUUUUGGUGUUGUAUAUCAAGCCAAACUCUGUGAUUCAGGAGAACUGGUUGCCAUUAAGAAAGUUCUGCAAGACAAGAGGUUUAAGAAUCGAGAGCUUCAAAUCAUGAGAAAGCUCGAUCAUUGUAACAUUGUCAGAUUGCGCUAUUUCUUUUACUCCAGUGGAGAGAAGAAAGAUGAGGUAUACCUUAAUUUGGUUCUGGACUAUGUUCCUGAAACAGUAUACAGAGUUGCCAGACACUAUAGUCGGGCCAAGCAGACACUCCCAAUGAUAUUUGUGAAGUUAUACAUGUACCAACUAUUCCGAAGUUUAGCCUAUAUCCAUUCCUUUGGAAUAUGCCAUCGGGAUAUAAAACCACAAAAUCUUUUGCUGGACCCCGACACAGCUGUCCUAAAACUUUGUGAUUUUGGAAGUGCAAAACAGCUAGUUCGUGGAGAGCCCAAUGUCUCUUAUAUCUGCUCUCGGUACUACAGGGCACCAGAGUUGAUCUUUGGAGCUACAGAUUAUACCUCCAGUAUAGAUGUUUGGUCUGCAGGCUGUGUAUUGGCAGAGCUGUUGCUAGGACAACCAAUUUUUCCAGGCGACAGUGGUGUAGAUCAGUUGGUGGAAAUAAUCAAGGUCCUUGGAACUCCUACAAGAGAACAGAUUAGAGAAAUGAAUCCAAACUACACUGAAUUUAAAUUUCCCCAGAUUAAGGCACAUCCAUGGACUAAGGACUCGUCAGGAACAGGACAUUUCACCUCGGGAGUACGGGUCUUCCGGCCCCGCACUCCACCAGAAGCAAUAGCGCUAUGUAGCCGUCUGCUGGAAUAUACCCCCACGGCACGCCUGACUCCGCUGGAAGCGUGCGCACACUCUUUCUUUGAUGAAUUACGGGACCCAAACAUCAAAUUACCGAGUGGGCGAGAGAAACCUGCACUCUUUAACUUCACCACUCAAGAACUGUCAAGUAAUCCGUCUCUGGCUUCGACCCUCAUACCUGCUCAUGCUCGGAAUCAAGCAGCUGCUUCAACCCCGACAAAUGUUCCAGCAGCCUCAGAUGCCAAUGCAGGAGAUCGAGUUCAGACCAAUAAUGUAGCUUCAGCAUCAGCCUCCAACUCCACCUGAACUGGUCACAAGCAGCAACCUGUACAGGAACAAUCGCCAGUAAUUUUGAGUCUUGCUCUGCAACGCUGGUCACAUUUGGAAAGAAAAUUUAAAAAGAGGAAAAAAACCCUGUUCAUUAUAGUGUUCAAUUUUUUUUUUUUAUUGUUGUUCUUAUUUAACCUUGUAAAAUAGAAAUUCAAACCAGUUUCAUUGUGUGCUCACUCUGCUGCGGGCCCUUUGGGGCAGGGGAAGAGGUGGGUGGGAAGAGGGGAAGUGGAGCAACAGAACACACCAGUGUCUCUUCCCAGGACAAUCUUCUAAUUUCAAACAAUUGCUGUUGUGUACUUUAGAAUCAGGAAUCUUAUCUCAUGCCCUCCCACAACAGAAAGGAGAACCCUCAUUCUGCUGAAGCUCCUUUUUUUAAGCCUUGUAUUUUUAAGUGAAGUUUCAACUUUUGGUGUAGUGCACAACUUGAAUUUGGUUGGGAGCUUAGCAGGAGUUGCUCACCGUGAAUAACAUACACAGGAGACCUUAACUAUCUUUGAGUUGGGAUGAGGAGGAAGGAAAAUGUGAGGUCUAAAAUACACUGAAUUGCCAAAGCCAGGGGAGGGGUGGGGGGUGGGGGGAUUGCUGUAUGAAUAACGCUUAAGGGCAAAUCUUGAUCUUAAAUUCCGUUCUAGCAUUGGAGAAUUCUGCAGAUAUGUAUGUUACAUAUACACACACAGACUAUCGGCUUGAAUGAAAAAUGCUCAUUCACCUACCUUAAAGAUCCCUGAACAUGAAAGGUUCUGUAAAGCACAAAAGAGCCCAUAGUUAGUCACUUGCAUUCUUCCACAGGUGGGAGCAAGUGUACCCUCCCUCCAGGUGCAGAAAAGAGGCAGGAAACCAGUGGAGAGGUACUUCUGCACCUUGCCCACCUUCUUUUUUAAACUCUAAACUGGCUUCUUUCUCAAAGAAGCAAACAGGAAAACAAUGCCAGGGUUUAUAACGUGAAUGGACGUAAACCUCCAUUGCAAUUAGAGCUUUCAAAUCGACACAUUAUUUUUAGGUGAUUCUAAAAUCCAAAUCUAGAAUUUGUGUUUAAUUUCACCUUUUUU
Molecule: messenger RNA, 2410 nt
Organism: Podarcis raffonei (Aeolian wall lizard)
Lineage: Eukaryota; Metazoa; Chordata; Lepidosauria; Squamata; Lacertidae
Gene: GSK3B
Product: glycogen synthase kinase 3 beta
Exons: 12
Coding region: 33-1334 (433 amino acids)
Biological process (GO): protein phosphorylation; negative regulation of canonical Wnt signaling pathway; regulation of neuron projection development
Cellular component (GO): glutamatergic synapse; cytosol; axon
Molecular function (GO): protein serine/threonine kinase activity; ATP binding; beta-catenin binding
Source: RefSeq, a predicted model, not a curated record